GAAGAAACUGAAGUGAAAAGAAGUGACUGAAAAAGAAAUUAAGGAACGAUUUGAAGGAACAGAUUCAUUUCUUAACAAGAUCAAAUUUGAAUUAAAUGGCUGAUAAACAGAUCAGUUUACCUGCCAAGCUGAUCAAUGGAGGGAUAGCUGGGCUGAUCGGGGUCACCUGUGUAUUUCCCAUUGACCUGGCAAAAACUCGCCUGCAGAACCAGCAGAAUGGCCAGCGGAUGUACACCAGCAUGUCUGACUGCCUCAUUAAAACAAUUCGGUCGGAAGGCUACUUUGGCAUGUACAGAGGGGCUGCAGUGAACCUGACUCUAGUGACACCAGAAAAGGCUAUCAAACUAGCAGCCAAUGACUUCUUCCGGCAUCACCUCUCCAAAGAUGGGAAAAAGCUGACACUGCUGAGGGAGAUGCUGGCGGGUUGCGGUGCAGGUACCUGCCAGGUGAUUGUCACCACUCCCAUGGAGAUGCUCAAAAUCCAGCUGCAGGACGCAGGGCGAAUUGCGGCACAGAAGAAGCUGAUGGCAGCGCAGGCGCAGCUCUCCUCUUCCUCUGUGGUGGGGGCGGCAGAGCCAGCGGUGGAAACACGCACCACAGCAAUGCAGAUAACGAGGGAGCUGCUGCGGAGCAAAGGCAUCACAGGACUCUACAAGGGCCUCGGAGCCACGCUGCUAAGGGAUGUCCCGUUCUCCAUCGUUUACUUCCCGCUGUUUGCAAACCUGAACAAGCUGGGCCAGAAAGACCCCAAUGUCAAGGCUCCAUUCUAUGUGUCCUUCCUCUCCGGAUGUGUGGCUGGCAGUACGGCUGCGGUGGCUGUCAACCCUUUGGACGUGAUCAAAACGCGGCUGCAGUCCUUGCAGAGAGGAGUAAACGAGGACACCUACUCAGGAAUCCUGGACUGCACCAAGAAGAUCUGGCAGAAGGAAGGGCCCAUGGCCUUCCUGAAAGGGGCGUACUGCCGAGCCCUGGUCAUUGCUCCUCUCUUCGGCAUCGCACAAGUUGUCUACUUCAUCGGCAUUGCGGAGUUCCUGCUGGACAUGCUCCCCAAGCACCAGGCCUAGCCCCGGCGCGCCUGCGUGUGCCCUCCCGCCCUCUGCCACGCCGAAUUCAUCCCCAUGUUUGUCAUCCGUGUCAAUUGGUGUCAGAGCAACAGCACAAAGGGUUCGCGCGGGGACCCCGAGGGGACGUGGUCUCCAGACAAGCAAACAUGGGCGGGGAGAGAGUCCCUUUUCUGUCCUGGUCUGGAACCUGUCCCCUCCUGCUCCUUCCACGGACAAUACCUAAUUAUGCAUUAUUUUUUUUCUUUCCUUCUUUUUGUUUUUAAAUUGUCAUUUUUAAGGACGCUGGUAAGCACAGACUGGGCUUGCAGACCCAGAAGUCUCUUCCCAGCCUUGGGGAGGAAGAGGGGUGGGAAAGAAAUAACCUGAACCCUUAUCCACCCCAGUCCCCCUCUUUCUUCCUGGAGUUGCCAGCUAUCUGAGGAGGAGCUGGAGGGGCAGCUGUGUCCCCUCAGUCCCACCUCAGCUCUGCUGGCCCUGGGUC
This is a messenger RNA of Pygoscelis adeliae (Adelie penguin), 1545 nucleotides long. RefSeq names its product solute carrier family 25 (mitochondrial carrier: glutamate), member 22 (gene SLC25A22). Bases 96 to 1064 code for a protein of 322 amino acids. The record is from RefSeq and is a predicted model, not a curated record. Gene Ontology annotation, biological process: aspartate transmembrane transport; malate-aspartate shuttle; L-glutamate transmembrane transport. The transcript has 9 exons. NCBI's taxonomy places the organism in Eukaryota, Metazoa, Chordata, Aves, Sphenisciformes, Spheniscidae. Gene Ontology annotation, molecular function: L-glutamate transmembrane transporter activity; L-aspartate transmembrane transporter activity.